Molecule: messenger RNA, 1677 nt
Organism: Alternaria atra
Lineage: Eukaryota; Fungi; Ascomycota; Dothideomycetes; Pleosporales; Pleosporaceae
Exons: 2
Coding region: 1-1677 (558 amino acids)
Source: RefSeq, a predicted model, not a curated record
AUGGGCAGUCUCCAAGACCAUAGAACUCUUCCCGCUCUCAGUCAUGAAGAGUGGCCAAUGCUGCCUCCUUCAACACCAGUCUUCAAUCCUCCAGCUAAGCCUAGUAAGAAAUUUCGGCGUCGCUCCCGUUCCUCAAUCACGGACAUCCACGUCAAACCGGGGGAUUCGAAAAUUACAACAUCGCACAAAUAUCCCUGCCGUACCGUAUCAGGAGAGGAGCGUGUCUGGAGAACCGGACAGGAUGCCAUGACCUAUAACGCAUGGCUAGCGAAAGAGAAAGAGCUAGACAAUGCCUUUCGCAUCUGGAAAGAGACAGGCAACGGCAAACGUGAGAUCGCGGAGGUUUAUGCUCGCUUUCCAGGUUUGCGGCUUACAUCCAUGGGUUCUGACGAUGUUUCCUGGUUUGUGAGGGAGAUGUCUACCCCAGGUACACUAUUGCGCAAGAUGUGGGACGAUUCCACCAGCAACAAAGACACCGAAUCCGGCUUUUCCGUAAUACAGAUGAAGCUUUUGCUACUCUUGACAUCCCCUGAGCGAUGUCUUGGUCCCACCGCGAUGUGGUGCGAGUGGGAACACUUGUUUCCCUUCUACCGUGGAAGAACAGAUUUGCUGUGGAGUAUGGUUUAUUCAGGCGGUCCCAUCUUCAGGGACGAUGAGCAAACAAAUGGCUACCACUGUCUUUUCCCCCACUACGGAUACUUGGAAGGUAACAUUCUUAGUUGGCCUGUUCGACCCAAUUGUGCAGUGGAUGUCUUACCAUUUCGGUAUCAUCAGGCCAUCACUCUUCCACCGGGUGAGGAGAGUAUGAUCUUCACGAACCGUUACGAGCUGCAUGAGCAGCUGUACCGUGAUGCACCACCAUACAUUGCAGAGAGCUGCAUAUAUCCAGGAAAGACUGCGAAUGGUCUAUCCGACAUGCCAGCAGAAUUACUCAACAAGAUCUUCAAGAAUGUGGGUUUGUUCGAAGGCCCGGUGCUCAUGGCACUAAGUUUCCGGAUUCAUAGCGAUGAUCGUAUAUGUUUUCGCUGUCGACUGGUGCCUCCAAGCCACCGUGCCUGGGUCGGAGGUAUAGCGAACUAUGACUGGACAGUAUCCGAUCUUGAUUUCGAGAGAAUUCCCAAGGUUCUGUAUCUGCGUCACGUCUGCCGCAUUUGGGGCGACAUGAUCCUCGACGUAUUCUUUCAGAACACUUUCGUCUUCCAGUACGAGCGAGCUAAUCUCAUGGCAGAUUCAAGGUCCCAGGACUUAUGGAUCAUUUCUACAUCCAUGAGAGAGGACCGAUACAACCUAGCCAAUUUCAAUAUCCGUUUCAUCCCUGUCAUGGAAAACGAGGUGACACGACCGCUAGUAGAGGCUGACGGCAUUGGCUUUACAUACGAAGAAGAAUCGGUUCACCUCGGAGCCAGCUGUGACGCAGACAGAAUGGUCUUUGGCACUGACUCUCCUUGGUACCGAAUUUCUGAUAGGACCAAGAUCAACGAUCAAUUAUUCCGGGAUAGUAAUAGUCAGCUGAUUGUGCGAGCAUUCCGACUAAGAUUCAAUAUUGGUACUCCCAUAACAGAGCUUUCCACGCAAUGGGUCUCGGACAUUUUCCAAUGCUUGCAUCAGAGAGGCAUCGCAGGCAAGCAGGAUAGCGGUAACACCUUGGUGCUCGGUCGAAAUGCCGAAAGCAAAUGA